This is a messenger RNA of Akanthomyces muscarius, 1584 nucleotides long. RefSeq lists its product as uncharacterized. The record is from RefSeq and is a predicted model, not a curated record. Gene Ontology annotation, molecular function: RNA binding. NCBI's taxonomy places the organism in Eukaryota, Fungi, Ascomycota, Sordariomycetes, Hypocreales, Cordycipitaceae. The coding region runs from base 1 to 1584 and encodes 527 amino acids. The transcript has 5 exons.
AUGGCUGAACCAGAGAACUUUGAGGAGGACCUCUUCGCCGACCUCUACGAGGAUGGUGACGGCCCCAAGGGCGCAUCUGGCCCUCAGCCCCCCAAACCUGCCGAGCCUACUGGUCCCAGUGUACCAGCAGCGCAACCUGCCGCGACAGAAUCAGCGAAUAAAGAAAGCAGCCACGCCAUGGACGAAGACGACGACGAUGACGAUGAUGUCGAUUUUAACUUAGGCGGCGGCGGCGCCCCUCCUUCAAACAAUUAUGCGCAACCAGAACCGGAAGAGGAACAAGAAUUGUCGGCACCUCCGAUGGGCACGGUGCACAAGGCCAGCGCCAAAGAUGAUGGUAAAAUGUUCAUUGGUGGACUGAAUUGGGAAACCACAGACCAAUCCCUGCGGGACUACUUCAGCCAAUUCGGCGAAGUUGUUGAAUGCACUGUUAUGCGCGACAGCAACACGGGAAGAUCCAGAGGAUUUGGUUUCUUGACCUUUAAGGAUGCCAAGACGGUAAACACUGUCAUGGUCAAGGAGCAUUACCUCGACGGCAAAAUUAUCGAUCCCAAGAGAGCCAUCCCUCGCGAUGAGCAAGAAAAAACGAGCAAAAUCUUUGUUGGUGGUGUCAGCCAAGAUACGACAGACCAGGAAUUCAGGGACUUUUUCGCCCAGUUCGGCCGCGUUAUUGAUGCCACUCUUAUGAUGGACAAGGAUACUGGCCGGCCAAGAGGUUUCGGUUUCGUCACAUUCGAAAGUGAGGCUGGUGUCGACGCCUGCAUCAAUAUCCCUCUCGAGAUACACGGCAAACCUAUUGAGGUGAAGCGUGCACAGCCCCGCGGUAACUUGCGCGAGGAAGAGGAGGCAGCGAAGCGCGGCAAAUUCAAGAAGGCAGAUGACCAAUCGCAAGGCAUGCAGCAGAUGGGCAACAGCGGCAUGACCCCCCAAGUCAUGGCGCAGUACUUUCAGCGUAUGCAACAAUACUUUGCCAUGAUGCAGUCUCAGAUGGCCAUGAACCGCGGCAUGAACAUGAACCCAGCUAUGUGGCAAAACAUGAUGCAAAUGCAGCAGAUGCAGCAGAUGAUGGGUCGUGGCGGUGGUGGUGGACAGGGCGGCCCCAACAUGAUGAACCCCCAAAUGAUGCAACAAAUGCAGCAACAGAUGCAGCAGCAGCAGCAGAUGAUGCAGCAGCAGCAGUCGCAGGGAUCACCACAGCCACAGCAGCAAGGCGGUGCUAGUCCCACCAGCCAGGGCAAUGGAGGUGGUAGCUCCCAAGGCGGUUUCGAAAACAAUAACUUUGAGCAGUUCCAGCAGCAACCACCCCAGGGCCCGGGUGGUGCUCGCCGCGGUGGUCGUGGCGGCUUUGGCGGCGGCCAAGGAGGCUACGGUGGUAUGGGCGGCGGCCAUCAAGGCGGCAAUGCGACAUCCUGGGAGGGCAUGUAUGAUGACCCUCAGCCCGGUGGUUACGGCCGUGGCAGCCACGAUGCUCCUCCGGCCAACGCACCCACGGGACCCAAGAACCCAGGUCGUGGUGCCAGUGGCGGUAGCUACCGUGGUGGCGGCCGUGGAGGCAACCGAGGUUUCCACCCAUAUGCUAGGUAG